AUGCGACAAGCCUUUGAAGAAUUUGAAGAUCGUGUGGAAUACAUUCAAAAUCUUGGAUAUAGUGUUACGGUGAUGUGGUCUUGCGAGUGGUUGCAAAAGCGCUUAGACCCUGUUAUUGACCAGUUCGUAUCAUCGCAAAAUUAUCGCGAGCCACUUAAUCCUAGAGCGGCCUUUAAAGGUGGUCGCACUAAUGCAAGUCGUCUGCACUACAGCGUAAAAAACGAUGAGAAGAUUUUGCAUUAUGAUGUCGUAAGCUUGUACCCAUGUGUCAACAAAAAGAAGGAAUACCCGUAUUACGGUUUAGUGUAUUGCAAAGUUUUGCCGCCGGAUGAGUGUCUGUUUCCGGUACUACCUAGCACAAUUAAAGGUAAACUGAUUUUUACAUUGUGCCGAGCUUGUGCUACUGCCAAGGCGACUACAUUCUGUAAGCACAGCGAUGAAGAACGUUGCUUAGAGGGUGUGUGGGUAACUGUUGAACUGCACCACGCCCUGGAUGUGGGUUACAAGGUCAUAACCGUAUAUGAGGUAUGGCACUGGGAUACCAAAGAAGCCGGGCUGUUUGCCAAAUAUAUGGACCUCUUUUUGAAGGUCAAAAUGGAAGCUAGCGGUUGGCCAAAUUGGUGCAACACACCGGAAAAGCGUGCGGCCUUUGUCCAGCUUGUCAAGGAGCGAGAAGGUAUUGAUUUGGACCCGGAUGCCAUGAACUUUGACGCUGGUCAAAAAACCGCGGCCAAGGUCGCUUUAAAUGGUUUGUGGGGAAAAACAGCCCAAAAAGAUGAUGACUGCAGUACGGAAUUCGUACACAAUCCAAAGAGGUACGUCGAUCUGUGUCGGUCUAAAGCUGUUGAAAUUCAUGAUGUAUUUGCGGUGAACGAAGAAUGUCUAAUGGUCACGCAUGCAAAAGCCGACGAGUAUAACGAAGGAAAUAACACUACGAACGUAGCUAUUGCUGCCUUCACUACAGCCCACGCCAGACUUAUUCUACUGGCCCUCAUGGAAAAGUUGGGCGAGCGCUUGCUUUACUUCGACACUGAUUCGGUAAUUUUUGUGCAGCGCCCAGGCGAUUGGCUGCCAGAAACAGGUAGUGUAUUAGGGGAUUGGGACAAUCAGCUGGAAGCAGGUGAGAGUCAUAUCGUGGAAUUUGUUUCUUGUGGUCCAAAGGUCUACAGCUACAAAACGGACACUGGACGAACGGAGCUGAAAGUCAAAGGAAUGAUGCAGAAUGGAUUUUCCGAAAAUAUUUUGGACUGGGAUGAAAUUACCGAAACCUUCAAGAGAUCUGGUCGAACACUGGAUUUCGACCAAUUAAAGCGCAUCCUUGACGGCACCGACCCACACGUGCAGAUUCUGUACCCGGAAUUUAUUCGACGCAACGCAAAGACGCAGGAAAUUUGUACACUUUGUUUAGAGGCGGCGGCGGCGGGGGUGUUUGGGCACUCACCGGCAGGGCCGGUUUUCCGGCAUAUGCCAUAUUUUUUUGCGUGCCAGAGGGAUAACAUACCAGGUUCUCCCUUGCCAUGCCAGUGGCAACGCCAAAGGCACUUGCCAGCGCCAGGUUUUACACCCUGCCGUAGCGGCAGCGACCACCAGGACAACCAGCACAAUGUUAUCAGUCCGUCCAAUACGCAGAUGCAAAAGACUGCCAAGAGCAACAGCACUAUGAUUCUCUUCAUCGACACACCGGGCGCUAGAGACAAGGGCGGCGAUGCGGAUAAGUAA
This is a messenger RNA of Paramacrobiotus metropolitanus, 1719 nucleotides long. RefSeq lists its product as uncharacterized. The record is from RefSeq and is a predicted model, not a curated record. The transcript is spliced from 4 exons. Gene Ontology annotation, biological process: DNA replication. Lineage: Eukaryota; Metazoa; Tardigrada; Eutardigrada; Parachela; Macrobiotidae. Bases 1 to 1719 code for a protein of 572 amino acids. Gene Ontology annotation, molecular function: DNA-directed DNA polymerase activity; DNA binding; nucleotide binding.